Molecule: messenger RNA, 972 nt
Organism: Debaryomyces fabryi
Lineage: Eukaryota; Fungi; Ascomycota; Pichiomycetes; Serinales; Debaryomycetaceae
Gene: CSM3
Product: Csm3p
Exons: 1
Coding region: 1-972 (323 amino acids)
Biological process (GO): DNA damage response; replication fork arrest; DNA replication checkpoint signaling
Cellular component (GO): nucleus; replication fork protection complex
Molecular function (GO): DNA binding
Source: RefSeq, a predicted model, not a curated record
AUGGAUUUGGAAGAAGAGUUAAGUUUGUUCCAUCAAGAAGAAUUCGCUCCAACUGAAACUGAUCAGCAAUCUCAGACCAAUGAAUCUGCGAAUAAGGACGGAGAUGAUCUCUUAGGACUAGAUCAAACGAUCAAAUUAUCUAGCAGAGCUAAAGUUGCCAAAAUUGAUAAUGAAAGGAUAUUUAAUAAACAGAAAGGAUUGAAUUAUGUUAUACAAAAUCAUUCUAAGUUGAUACGGGUUUUUCAAAAGAAUGAUAAAGCAUUACAGAAGACGCUUUCGUCUAAAAGGACAUCGUUGAGUUCAAAGGCCGUAAGACACUUAAAACAUGAAAAUGAGUUUAAAAACUUAUCAUCAAUGCUACAAUUCUAUCAACUCUGGUGCCAUGGAUUAUUUCCGAAAGCUAAGUUCAAGGAUUGUUUACAAUUGGUUCGAAGUUUUGGUUCGAAAUCAGGCCAACUUAAACUUUACAGGCGUGAACUAAUAGAGCAAGAAUUACGUAAAUUGAAAGAAAGUAAAGGUAUAAUCGAUACAGAAAGAAUAAAAACGCCAGAAACACAUCAUCAACAGGAUAAUACGUUGCCAGAGAACCAAGAAGCACAAGUAACUCAAGACAUAGCUGACGAUGACUGGAGUUUUAUGAAAACAAACCAAACUAAUGGGUUAUUUGUUGGUGAUGACGAUGAUUUGUACCAUACACCAACCACAUUAUCUACCGAAGAUAUAUCGAGGGAUAUUGAUACUACUGCUUCGAAUUUGGAACAUGAUGUGUCUACCCAUGUACCUAAUACUAAAACUAAUGCUACAGAGAACGCAAAUGAAUCAGAUGAAUCAGAUGACCCCUUUUCUGACGAUGAUAUACCUAUCAGAUCCGAGGCAAUCAACAAACAUGAUGAAUAUCCAAUUGAAGAAAACGAAAUUGACGAUCAUGAACAUGAAGAUGAAUUAGCAGUUAUGAGAGAAAUGGGAUUAUAA